Messenger RNA from Brassica napus (rape), 3071 nucleotides. RefSeq names its product NAC domain-containing protein 69-like. Gene Ontology annotation, molecular function: DNA binding. NCBI's taxonomy places the organism in Eukaryota, Viridiplantae, Streptophyta, Magnoliopsida, Brassicales, Brassicaceae. The record is from RefSeq and is a predicted model, not a curated record. Bases 860 to 1375 code for a protein of 171 amino acids. Gene Ontology annotation, biological process: regulation of DNA-templated transcription. The transcript has 2 exons.
UAUCAUAAUAAUAAAUAGUUUAGCUAGGCAUUUAAAAUUUGAGAGAUAUACGCUGAAAACACACAUAAAUUUAACUUGCUAUAAACAAAAUAUUCAGUGAGAAAUAAAAUAGAGCAAUUCGUGGCUGGAAAAUCUUGGGAUUGGAGAGCACAGUUCGAGUGAUAUCAAUUAUGUUUGGCUGCCAUAAACAUUUUAACUUUAAAUGGCAACAAACUGUACGAAUACUUGUUUUAAAUUACAAAAUAGUGAAAGUUUUUCCCCAAAGAUAUAAUAAAACUAACCCGACGUUGGUGGUCCAGUGGCGUGAGGCGGCUCGUAAUGAUCCUAAGAGCCGCGAGUUCGAACCUCCCCCUCAGAUUAACCCCUACGUCGGGCCAUCCGGGCCCACCCUGCUACUUCUGGGGUGGAAAUGACAUGGCUGCUGCGGGUCUCGAGGGAUGUCUGGACCCCGGCCUGAGACCCUCGGUUAACAAAAAAAAAAAAAAAAAGAUAUAAUAAAACUAAAACAUGAAUGAGCUGUGAAAAAAAAAGACACGCGAUGGAUAGUGAUGGAUGCAGGCUAGGAGAAGAAAAUCAUUUGAACUUCUAUAUAAAAUAGAAUGGCUCACGCGCACCACACUCACCACAUCACUGCAUCCAAUUUCUACAACCGAUUAUAUUUUAAUAGAAAAUUCCUCAAGUGUGACGGAUACCCUAACCGAAGGCGUAUAAAUAUCCCAUACGGCAUUUCCUUGGCCUCUCUUCAUAAAACAGAGACAAAAUCUAAAUCACGUAGAAAAAGGCCUUUUGACUAAUGAUGGACUCUUAGAAAAAUUUAGUCACGAUUCUGGAUUGUUUUGUUUUUCAAACUUCUUUUUUAAUGGAGACAAGUAACGUGGGGUUUAGGUUUUGUCCAACGGACGAGGAGCUGAUAAACUAUUUUCUCAAGAACAAGAUUCUAGGUAAACCAUGGUUAGUCGACGAUAAGAUUAGAGAGGUUAGCAUAUGUAGUUACGAACCUGCGUCUUUGCCUGCUUUAUCAAUGAUCAAAUCGAAGGAUCCUGUAUGGUACUUCUUAUCUCCAAAGGAGUACAAGUCUCCAAAGAAGAGCCUGACGAAGAGGACUACACCUUCUGGGUUUUGGAAAUCUACCGGUAAGGAUCGAAAAGUCAAGGAGGAAAAAAGAAGAGACGGUAUUGUGAUCGGUAUUAAAAAGACCCUUGUGUACCAUGAAGGUAAAUCUUCUAAUGCAGUUCCAACUCCUUGGAUUAUGCACGAGUAUCACAUCACUUGCUUGCCUCUAGCUGAUCAGGUAACAUUUUGUCUUCAGGGGUUUUCUUUGUUUUAUCUUUUUCUUUGUAUGUAUCAUUGUUUCUAUCUUUUUGAUGUAACAUAAAACCUUCUUGGGACAGAGUAUUUAUAGUUUCUUGAUUUCAGGAAUACCAAAAACUUAGAGCAAAUCAUAGGACUAUUCGUAUACUCUUCUAAUUCCAAAUAAAUUCCAUAUAAACUUAAAAUUUAAAUAUUUUCAAUGGAUAGUUCUAAAAAAAAUUCCUAUCGAAAACAAGGGAGAACAAAAUAAAUAAAACAUCUUAUUAAUUAAAACCAAAAGCUGAAUAAUAAACUCAUAUAAAUGACAUGGGUGUGGACUUGUAGUUUAUUAGUUAAUAAAAACAUUUAAAUACUUUUUUAGCGUUCAAAACAAAACUUUUUUUAAAAAAGUUUAACCAAUCGAGGCCUUGGCCUUUUUCCGAAGAUACAUGCUUGCCUCAUAAUGGAUUCGAUAGGAUUUGGACUCAAUCUAAGUCCACUAAAAUUUUGUUCAAGGGCUUGGGUGCCUUUGGAUCUGAUAGAACAUUGGUUCAGUUUUACAGUUUUACAUUACUAUGUUAAUGGAUUUAUUAAGGUGUCAAAUAUUCACAUGAAUCACAUGUGUAACAACUUAUUUUGUGUUUUUUUUUUCAAAUUUCAAAUAUGUUUUUUUUUGUUACGCGAAUCAGAAAGAAACAUGCACACUGCAACAUUAGAUUAAACGAAUGUACAAAGAUUCUAGUUUAUAUGAAAUCAUCCACUCAUCAAUCAUCAAUCUUUUUUUUUCCACCCACCCAUCUAUCAUGUUACCCUUUAAUUCACUUUUGUAUGCUGGGGGGUCAGAAACGGUCUUGUCAUUACUUAGAUGCUAUUCAGAUAGUUGCCAUUUUCUAACAUAUACUCUUAAACGAAACCUUCUUACCUGUGUGUGUACCUUUGGAGUUUGUUCAGAGUACCUAUGUUCUCUGCAAGCUAUUUUAUAAGGGCAACGUUAGAGACAUCCCAUCCGGUAGCAACUCGACUAAACCAGGUCACUAUUUGGUCAUGAGUGAUUCAAACACAGUCGAAGCGACUAACACACCGCCUCAAGUGAGUCCAGUUUCUGAGAUAUUUCAUUCUCAAACGCAAAUUAAAUAUUAGUUUCUCCACUUGUUACUUUACUCACACCUCCUUUACUUUUACAGGUUGAGCAGGCAGGUCAAGAAAGUUUAUCUGGCUUCUCUGUGAACGAUGUGAUAAUGCUGAUGAACGAGCAAGAGGAUCUAUCUCCUUGGGAUACACUGUGUCCAAUUCCAAAUACGUUGUUCAUUGACAACAACGACAACACUAAAGUGCAGCUACAAACUACUUGCUUAGCACAAAACGAUGAUGAGGAUCUUGGUGCAUUCACGCAGAUAGAAUCUUUGCUUGCUGAUCAUCAAGAAUUCAUAACGCAAGAGAACUGUGAGGAGUACAUGCUAAAAUGGUCUUGCUUAUUGUAGCAGAGAGAUAGUACUCUGCGGUCUGUAAAGCACAUCAACUCUUUUUUCAUUACUUUCAUGAACUUAUAUAAAUAAAGUUUACUACAAUAAGACAGAAAUGCAUAAAACUUAUGCAGAAGACCAUAAGUAAAAAUGGAGCUAUUGUUUAUUACCAUUAAGUACAUACUACAUACUAAUGUUGCAAAGAUGCACAUAUAAGCAACCCCCAUGGAAGAGUUUUCAAGUAUCUCAACUAUAUUUCUUUCUUGCUAAUCUAAGAUACUGACUCUAGUAUUGUGCGCAAGGUUAAUUGCUAACAAU